This is a messenger RNA of Penicillium concentricum, 471 nucleotides long. RefSeq names its product nuclear transport factor 2 family protein. The record is from RefSeq and is a predicted model, not a curated record. NCBI's taxonomy places the organism in Eukaryota, Fungi, Ascomycota, Eurotiomycetes, Eurotiales, Aspergillaceae. The transcript is spliced from 2 exons. The coding region runs from base 1 to 471 and encodes 156 amino acids.
AUGGCAGAUCUCAAGCCGCCAUUUACCGAGGAGACUGCGCAGAAAAAAGUCAAAGCAGCGCAGGAUAUGUGGAAUACGAAGGACCCUGCCCGAGUCGCUCAGGCAUACACCCCAACGUGUAUCUGGCGUGUUCGAGACUCGUUCUUUACCGGAACAGAGUCUAUCGUUGCGUUCUUGGAAGCGAAAUGGAAACGCGAGCGGAGCUAUCGACUUCGGAAGGAACUUUUCGCUUUUUGGGAUGAUCGGAUCGCUGUGCAGUUUUGGUAUGAGUUUCAGGAUGCGCAAGAUGGAAUGCGCUGGAAGAGGUGCUAUGGGUUGGAAGACUGGACUUUUGAUGAGACUGGAAAGAUGCGAAAACGUAUGAUGAGUGGGAAUGAUGUCCUGAUCGGACCGGAAGGGAAUGGCGAGGGACGAUGGUUUACAGAUGGUGUUAAUGUGAACGAUGUGCCUAUUAGUGAACAUCAUUGGUGA